CUCUUUCGCGCGCAUGCAGUCCAGCGCGCUUCCUGGCUGCGCCCGAGCGAACAUGGCAAUUCCAUUAAAAAACAACACUUGCCGCGCUCCGGGAACGGCGCGUGGUUUGCCUUCCCGGGCGCAGCCCCGCGGGCUGGCGGCCCAGCGGCGCGAGAGGCGCUCCGCGCGCCCCAACCGGCACGCCGUUGGCAAGUGGAGAGACCGCACCCCGCUGGAGCGAGGGCAGCGGGGCAGUCUGGCGCGCGCGGCGGGCGCCAGAUCUCCCUGCCUCCACGCCUUCUGCAGCGUCGACAACAAAACACCCAUGUUAUAGGGGAAGACGUCGCCACUGCGGCACUCUCCGGCGAGCCAAGACGAAGAGAGCGGGGGCAGGCGGGAGGAGGAGGAGGAGGAGGAGGAGGAGGAGGAGGAGGAGAGGAGGGAGGAGGAGGAGGAGGAGGAGGAGCGAAGCUUCCUCACGUCCAGCGGAACUUCAAGCUCCAGCCAAAGUGGGGGUUAGAAAAUGGAGCGAAGCUGCCUUGCGUCCAGAGGAGCUUCAAGCUCAAGCCAAAGUAAGCGAUAGAAAAUGGAGCGAAGCUUCCUCGCGUCCAGAGGAAUCUUCAAACUCAAGUUCAAGUGGGGGAUAGAAAAUGAUGCCAAUUUUACUCGCGUCCAGCGGCACUGCAAACUCAAAAAAAAUGAAGGGGAGCCCCAGGUUCCCGUGGGCCUGCAGAAGGUUGGUCUCCUGUCUGCGGUCCACGCGGCGCCAGAGCACCGCUUCCUUCGGAUCCUGGAAGACAGGAGGAAGAGGAGGAGGAGGAGGAGGAGGAGGAGGAUCUGGGGUGGGGGCAGGCGCAGAAGAUCUUGCAUGUGCAGCCGCGUGCAUAUCCACGAGGUUAUGCGGCCGCGUGCAUCAGAUGGUCGCGUUUCCCUCCAAGGACAGUACAGUCUCUUGCUGGAUGUGGACCACAAGCCGAUUCGACUAGCCCUGGGGGAAACAGCUGUCAGGCUGUCGGACGCCACGAGGCGCAGGGCUGUGUCAGCGCAGGACGAGUGUCCGAGCGCGGCCGAAAACGAGCACCACCGACAGCCAUACCCACAGCGCGAUACCUAUAAAUACUAUGGGCGCGUCUCCCCACAAGGCCAGUACAGUGCCAACAAUUUCACGCCAGCCGACGCCCCUCGAAAUGUGAUGAUGAAGCUGCUGAUGAUGAUACCCGUUGUCCGCAGGCUGUGGUGGCACCAGACACCAGCCCCAGAAAAGAACAGGCUGGUGGUGGCACGAAACCUACGCACCGUACUGGCACAGCAACUGUACAAUGGCCACGAGGCGCAGGGCUGUGUCAGCACAAGACGGGUGUCCGAGCGCGGCCGAAAACAAGCUCCACCGACAGCCAUACACACAGCGCGAUACCUAUAAAUGAGAGAGCGUGAUCCACCGCCGCUUUACUGUGGAACCCACAACGCAGGCAGGCAGGCAAACCGAUCGAGAGUCAAUGCUCGGCCCAGAAUCGGGCGCGACUGUGUUGAUCUCAGGCGUCACUUGGAGCCCGAGUGAAAAACGCACGAAGUCUCCUUCGUGCUCAUAUGUACAUUCUCCGUGCUUCGCGACUGUGUUGACCUCAGCCGUCUACCGUUGGAACCCACAACGCGCUACCGCCAAGAUACUUGCGUCUCUCCACAAAGCCAGUACAGUGCUGGCAACUGGUGAAGCUGAUGAUGAUGAGGAGGAAGAAGAAGAAAAAGAAGAUGGAGAAGAUGAAGAAGAAGAAGAAUAAUAAGAAGAAGAAGAAGAGGGUGUUGAUGCACGAUGGCGCUAGUAGUGAUGAUGAUUGCCACGCUAGGGGAAUUUCCCAGCACCUCUGCGGCGUUUGAAUGCUGGGUAUGAGACAAACCUGGAGGAAAAUCUACUGGAGACGCGAGGGGUGGGGGAAGAAAAUAAAAGAAAACGGAAGGCAACGCGGGCAAGGCCCCGCUUGGUCGUACAGGAGGACUCGGCAAUCAAGGCUCGAGUCGCAGGGCCGUGUUAGCACAGGACGUGUCCGAGUGCGGCCGAACUGCCGAGGCCUGAUCGGCCACUGGCAGGUUGCGCCGCGACGUGCAUGCCACUCCUCGCGCCACGACCACGCUCGUGCUGCUCCCC
Molecule: messenger RNA, 2122 nt
Organism: Prorocentrum cordatum
Lineage: Eukaryota; Dinophyceae; Prorocentrales; Prorocentraceae
Source: the annotation of a GenBank genome assembly